This is a messenger RNA of Cyclocybe aegerita, 1299 nucleotides long. The record is from the annotation of a GenBank genome assembly. Lineage: Eukaryota; Fungi; Basidiomycota; Agaricomycetes; Agaricales; Hemipholiotaceae.
AUGUUAUACAUAUCACAACAAUACGCAAACAAUAGGAGUCAAUUUGAUCAUGAGACAUUCAGCAUCGCAUCCUCUCUCUCAACCAGCACCAUGCCCUUAACCUUCAAAGUCGCGACGCACGACGCCGCCCCAGUCGAGAGAUACGAAUACGCAUCUGUCCUUGAAAGCGCUGACCAAAUCUUGGAGUCUACUUGGGGCAGGCAGUAUAGGACGCAGAAGGUCAAAGAGAUUCUGCAGUCAUCCCUACCCAAGGACGCGAUAUCGUCAAUCGUCGCGAAGAGGAACGGGUUCGUCGACACAGUCGUUUCGGCAUAUAAUGAACAUCAACACCUAGUGAUUCGGCCAGACGACGUAUGGAUCGCGAUCCUCUCCCAGUUCAACCUAUAUGUGAACGCUCACGCAGAAGAGCUGAGAACGUCGUUCGUCGCUCACGAUGGGCAGAAGAAACUGGUAGUCAACGCAGUUGGUAACCGAUACACCGUUGACUUCGGCGCUCUGGCAAACCAGAUGACAGGAGAGAUACACAAGAAUGUCGUUGAUAAAGAUUUCAGGGACUGGAUCCUUCCGGCCUUUAUCACGACUUCGCAAAAUGACACCGUCAUUUGUGCGGUACUUAUGAUGGCAACACUCAAAGCUUAUUUCCGCUACGGCAUGAACAUGUAUUGUGGAAUACCCUCCGUAACACUUGAAGGUGCCAAAUCCGACUGGGAGAACCUCCUCGCACGACUCGACAAACUGCCAACCUUUGGCGCCGAACCCGCAGCAUGGGCUGCUCUUCUCCGCCCUAUCCUUAAACGCUUCGUCAACGCAUUCGAUGGGAACCCUGACAUCGACUUUUGGUCCCGUGUAUGCCAUUACCAUUCGGGCGGCUCGGGUCCUCCCUACCUGUCCGGAUGGAUCACAGCGUUCUGCGUCUGGGACUCGAACGGAAAAUGGCAAGGCCCCUCCUUGGAACCAGGGUCGGAUAAACCUCUAGGCCACACCUUCGGAUAUGAAAUUCCUGCCCUCGAAAUAGACGGCGUCCACUACUGCACGAUCGACUCAUCAGAUGUGCCUCCGGGGUACUGCGAGGUCGAUGUUGAGCUCAAUGACAAUGGGGACAAGUUCGAUUGUGUGAUGGUGUCGGGGCACGUGGGGUCUCGUAUUGAGGGGGAAGGGGAGGACACGCUCCGCCCGUGCCCUUCUUGGUUUAUUUUUAUCAAGGAGGAGUGCGAGGACCCGGCUUCUAAGAGGAAAAGGGAAUAUGAAGAAGCUCGAAAGGCUAGAGAGGAUGUUCAUGUCGUAGUGCCACCCGAGUAA